ACAGUCAAACCUAUGAACCACACCUGAACAUACUUUUAGAACCAAAAAGAAUGUGACAACAUUUUACGACAAAACUUAUGGCUGCCUUUGUUUGUUUAACUAGUGAGACCCAGUUGAUUCAAAGUGUUUGUGCAAUUGUAGUAAAGGGUCAUUGGAACAACCUCUUGAAACCCAAGAUUGGUUCCAGUCUCACAUCGACCACCAUCCACCAGGUACUCCUACAGCUCUCGCUUUAUAGUCGUGGUCCUUGGCUUCUUUCUUGGGAAUUUUUCAAGUGGGUUGAAUCAGUUGCUAACUAUAAGCACUCUUUGCAAUGUUCAUGGACCAUGGUUCACAUCCUAGCUAAGCACAAGCACUUCAAAACUGCACAAGACUUGCUUGAGAAAAUUGCGCACAAGGAUUUUCUCUCGUCAACCUCUGUUUUGAAUGCGCUGGUGAGGAAUUACGAUGACCCAGAUGUGAAUUCGCAUGUUUUGAGCUGGCUUGUGAUAUUUUACGGGAAGUCGAAGUUGACCCAGGAUGCAAUGCAGGUGUUUGAGUACAUGAGGGUGCACAGGUUAAAGCCUCAUUUGCAUGCUUGUACUGUGCUUUUGAAUUGUUUGGUUAAGGGUAGGAUGACUGAUAUGGUAUGGAAAGUUUUUAAGAAGAUGGUUCGGCUAGGGGUUGUUCCUAACAUACACGUUUAUAAUGUGUUGGUGCAUGCUUGUUGCAAGUCUGGGGAUGUGGAGAAGGCUGAAGAGUUGUUGAGUGAGAUGGAAUUGAAGUGUGUUUUUCCUGAUCUUUUUACAUAUAAUACGUUGAUUUCAUUAUAUUGCAAGAGGAGUAUGCACUAUGAGGCUUUGGCUGUACAAGAUAGAAUGGAAAGAGGAGGAGUGAGUCCUGAUAUUGUAACUUUUAAUUCCCUUAUUUAUGGGUUCUCUAGGGAAGGUAGAAUGAGAGAGGCUCUAAGGCUUUUCCAGGAAAUUAAAGGUGCUAUUCCCAAUCAUGUAACAUACACUACUUUGAUUGAUGGGCAUCUCAGAGUAAAUGACCUUGAAGAAGCUCUAAGAUUGCACAAGGUGAUGGAGGCUAAGGGGUUGUACCCUGGAGUUGUUACUUAUAAUUCAAUUCUCCGCAAGUUGUGUGAAGACGGCAGGAUUAGGGAUUCAAAUAAGCUCUUGAAUGAGAUGAGUGAGAGGAAAGUUGAACCUGACAAUGUCACAUGUAACACACUGAUUAAUGCUUACUGCAAAAUAGGAGAUAUGAGGUCUGCAUUGAAAGUUAAGAACAAGAUGUUAGAGACUGGAUUGAAGCUGGACCAAUUUACUUACAAAGCUUUGAUUCAUGGAUUCUGCAAAGCGCAGGAGAUGGACAGUGCUAAAGGGCUGUUGUUUGACAUGCUUGAUGCAGGGUUUUCUCCAAGUUACUGCACCUACUCAUGGAUUAUAGACAGUUAUUGCAACCAAGACAAUGAAGAUGCAGUUAUAAGACUCCUGGAGGACCUGGUGAAAAGAGGUCUUUGUGUUGAUGUCUCAGUGUACAGGGCACUGAUAAGAAGGUUAUGUAAGAGAGAAAGAAUUGAUUGUGCUGAAAAAAUAUUCUUUCUUAUGCAAGGGAAGGGUAUAUUAGGAGACAGUGUUAUAUACACUAGUCUAGCAUAUGCUUACUUGAAAGCCGGGAAGGAAACUGUUGCUUCUAAGAUGUUAGACGAAAUGGACAAGAGGAGGUUGAUGAUAACACUAAAAAUCUAUAAAUCUUUCAAUGCUUCUUAUGCUAGUGACAACAGCAUCUUACCUCUCUUUUGGGAUCAUGUGGUUGAGAGAGGCUUAAUGUCCAAAAAUAUUAUUAAGGAAAUGCAGCACAUGAAUAUGCCUUCGUAAAGUAGCCUUGGAGAUGGGUCUGAAGUUGGAGACUCAAAUUGUUUUCGUGCAAGAAGGAUGUGGCAACAAAAACGCCUCAUGGUUCCAGCCCAUAAUAACAUCUAUUAGCUAGACACCCUGGUAAUUGGUCCCACAUUGUGUUUGUCAGCCAAACAUCUGAUUGUAGAGAAUCUGGUAUGACGGAAGGCUAUCAUUUUGAGGAGUGCAAAUACUCUUGCUAUCAAGCGUGUCUAUGCAUCCUCAACCGUGGAUGGCUGACUAGUGGAGCUUAUUUCCAAACUCAGACAGUAGUUUUCUUAAUGAUCACAGAACCAUCUUCAGCCCCCUCUCUUUGCCGUCAUUUUGAGCUCAUUGGGCAAGGAAGCAGUGCCUUAUCUGUUAACAAUGCAGGUAAGGCCAGGCAAGACUUGAUUUGAGUAUUCUCUAAGUUGAUAUGGAACAACUUAAAAGAAUGGCUGACUAGUGGAGCUUAUUUCCAUGUCUUAAACACAAUAAUUUUGCAUUUUUGCUUCACAAGUCUGAUUGGUUUUCUCUAGAAUGCUCAGGCAUACGGAUGUGAGCAAAGAAAGUACAUAGCAUGGACUUCUGAGACAUUACCUGAAUUGUGAUAAUCUAACACUCUUACAGAUUCUUACAGAUUGUGUGGUUGAUUUUGAAUUUUGGAAUUAGUCCAAUGGUACGAAAAGGAAUACCUUGAAUGCAAGUCGAACGGCCUUGCAUAUAAUCUUGAAUUAUUAUGAAGCUAUGGCAGAUGCAGCACUGUCUGGCAAUGGCAAGCACCAGGGAUGGGAAUGUUUAAUUUUUUACUUUGACUGCACCUUUGCUGAAAGUUUGGACGUGCUGUUGUUGGGAGCUAUAGUGACAGACCUCCCCGGAAUUGAGUUGAAUGUUACAGUGGAUCACAUCAAGGCUUUGGCUGAAGGAAAAAAUAAUCUGUUUGGUCUGUUUUUGUCUCCAGGGUUUUCUAUUAAAGCAUGAUUCUGAUGAAUGGCAUUGAUAUGAGAAAAGUGAACACGAUGAGUUGUUGAUACUCUGAAAGUUGCUAAAACUUUGAGGAAUCAGUUCUAAUUGGAGUUGGUUCUAAUAUGAAAAUGAUGGCUUUGGCUUGUAUAGUUCAGGCCAUGGAUCUGAUGAAAGUUUAAUUUAAGAUGUUGAUAUCACUUAAUCUUUGGUCUGUUUCUUUCUUCUUUCUUUCUUUCUUUUCCUUUCUUUUCUUUUCUUUUCUUUUCUCUCUCUCUCUUUUUGUUUUUUAACGCUCCCAGAAGAAAAAAAAUGAUAAGACUGUGGUCACAUAUACUCACGUGUAUAAUUCUUGA
This is a messenger RNA of Alnus glutinosa, 3175 nucleotides long. RefSeq names its product pentatricopeptide repeat-containing protein At5g38730. Gene Ontology annotation, molecular function: protein binding. The record is from RefSeq and is a predicted model, not a curated record. Lineage: Eukaryota; Viridiplantae; Streptophyta; Magnoliopsida; Fagales; Betulaceae. The transcript has a single exon. Bases 78 to 1859 code for a protein of 593 amino acids.